Molecule: messenger RNA, 386 nt
Organism: Trypanosoma rangeli
Lineage: Eukaryota; Euglenozoa; Kinetoplastea; Trypanosomatida; Trypanosomatidae
Exons: 1
Source: RefSeq, a predicted model, not a curated record
AUGUGCCGGCACCCUGAGAAACCGCGGGUUCCACCGCCACGACGACCGAAGGAGGCGGAGACGUCUGCGGCGGCCUUCGCAGGCUGCGCCCCGUGCGGCCCAGUCGUGUGGCAAAUAGUUCCCUCGCGGAAUUCACGUGCACCGCACCACGUGCCGGGCGCAGCGUAUGUUUGCGUCGUGGGGGACAAUGCGGUGGUGUCCAUUCUCCUUCUUCUUGCGAGUGAACGAACAGGGGCGGGGUGCUCUGCUCCUUCGCACCUCAGCAAAUUGCAGCGCAAAUUGUCACCGCGACGAGGCAGUCAAUUUCACUGUGAGUGGGUGAUAUUUGCGUGUGACUACGCACACACAGAGCUGUGGGGAUCCGAAUGCCAAAUGCAAUACGAGAA